AUGUUCGACCAAAACAUUAUUGGAAUAUGUUUCAGUCUCUUCUUAACAGUACUUUUUAACAUUUCCUUGCACCGUAUAGAAGAAGGUCAUGUUGGUGUUUAUUUUAGAGGUGGUGCAUUAUUGCCUCAAGUAAGCAAUCCUGGAUUUCAUAUGAUGAUACCUGUAUUCACAACAUACCAUUCUGUUCAAGUUACAUUGCAAACAGAUGAAGUAAAAAAUGUUCCAUGUGGUACAAGUGGUGGUGUGAUGAUUUAUUUUGAUCGUAUAGAAGUUGUAAAUAUAUUAGAUGCAAAUAGUGUGUACAACAUGGUAAAGAACUUCACAGCAGAUUAUGAUCAAACAUUAAUAUUUAAUAAGAUCCAUCAUGAAUUAAAUCAAUUCUGUUCAGUGCAUACAUUACAUGAGGUAUACAUAGACUUGUUUGAUCAAAUAGAUGAAAAUUUGAAAACUGCUUUACAAAAGGAUUUAAAUGACUUAGCACCUGGUUUAAGUAUUCAUGCAGUUAGAGUUACUAAGCCCAAAAUUCCAGAAAGUAUUAGAAAAAAUUAUGAAUUAAUGGAAGCAGAGAAAACAAAGCUUUUAAUUUCCAUACAGCAUCAAAAAGUAGUUGAAAAAGAUGCGGAAACUGAUAGAAAAAAGGCUCUUAUUGAAGCAGAAAAAGAAGCACAAGUAGCAAAAAUACAGUAUGAUCAGAAAAUAAUGGAAAAGGAAUCGUUGCAACGAAUAGCAGCAAUUGAGGAUGAAAUGCAUUUAGCAAGAGAAAAAAGUCGUUCUGAUGCUAAGUAUUAUGAAAUGAAAAUACAAGCAGAGGCAAACAAGCUGCUUCUUACUAAAGAAUAUUUAGAACUGAAGAAGUAUGAAGGGGUAGCGCAAAAUACAAAAAUUUACUAUGGUCAAGAUAUACCAAAAAUGUUUAUGUAUGGAGGUUGCUCAAGUGAUUCCAGUAUAAGUUCAAAUAUAGGAAUUAGUACAGAAGGAAAGUAA
Messenger RNA from Habropoda laboriosa, 984 nucleotides. RefSeq names its product erlin-2-B-like. NCBI's taxonomy places the organism in Eukaryota, Metazoa, Arthropoda, Insecta, Hymenoptera, Apidae. Gene Ontology annotation, molecular function: cholesterol binding; ubiquitin protein ligase binding. The transcript is spliced from 4 exons. The coding region runs from base 1 to 984 and encodes 327 amino acids. Gene Ontology annotation, biological process: SREBP signaling pathway. Gene Ontology annotation, cellular component: endoplasmic reticulum; endoplasmic reticulum membrane. The record is from RefSeq and is a predicted model, not a curated record.